CUUCUUAAAGAGCACUUGUUGUGGACUUAUUGCUACACAUUUUUCUUACUGUACUUCCUGUCUUUCCUUCCUACAGAGAAAACUUGCUUGUUGGUUUUUUAUAUAUUUGCUUCCAGUUAUUCUCAACAGCCUUCGUUCUUGAGGUCACCUUUUCAAAGAAGAUUAUCUUUUGGUUCACUGACUUUUCAAAAGUCUGCUUUUCCAUAUGACAAGUCUUUUGUGCUUUUCCUUGCAAUAAGUUAACUCCAUGUGACAUUACCGCUUUCAAACAAACUACCUUCCCCUUUUGAAUUUACAGCCAGUUCCUCCUUGUUUAAAAUCAGGAGUAGCAGCUUGGCUUCCUUUAGUGACUUCCUGUAUUUCCUGAGACAGAAGUUGAUUCCAGCAUGCUCAACAAGCUUGAUGGACUCGUGGGGGCCUGCUAGUUUGCUUUUUCCCCUGACAGGUAGCUGAGGGAUAUCUACAGAGUAAAACACAGUGCUCUGAAUUCAGCGGAGCUGAGUAAGUGCAGCUCUCCUAUGAACCGAGCACCUGCACUGAGAAGUUGCACUGAGAUCCUUUAUUCGCAUUCCUUCUAGUCCUGUCUGGCCUGAUCAGCUGCAUGACACCUUUAACAACCCGUGAAGAAUAUCUAGUCUCCAAGAUGACUCUUGUCUCUUUCUCAGGAGAGAUUUGUGCAGCACCCCUGAGCUGCUUAUCCAGAUUGGCAACAGUUGAUUUGAUCUCAAGACCAAAUAAUUCCCAGGGAAUUCUUUCCUCAAGAAUAAUGGGGUUUCUUGCAAAUCCAGAAAUAGGACAGUGACUUCCUUCAAGGACGCUGACUUCUAACUGGGGACAAAUUCAUUGUAAAUGCCUGGUUUUAGCCACGUUUGUUGGCGGGCUGAAUUGUUUAUUUAGGACUUCCACUCCAGCUUUCAACCCCUUAAAUUCCUCUCCAAAGUGAAUACUUGAAAGCUUAAGUCCUUCCUGCAGGUUAUCCCUGGAGGUGAAUGUCUUGAUAAACUUGUCUGAAAAUGUUUCGGUCCCUGAUAGUGCCUUCUCAGUCUCUGGUCAACCCACUGCCCUUUUUGUCUGGUCUGGAUAAAUCUCCAAAUACUGUUCAGAAUUCUUGUGGUUGUCUUUACUUUCUGAAAAUUCUCAAUCUUGCACAGAUUCACCAGGGAUCAGCAGAGUUGAACAGGAAUGCUAGGCACUGCUACCAUUGUAAGAGCCAUUUCACGGCGCAUACCAAUGCUGCAGUCAAGGUUGGUGAAGGCAUUGAUUCCGUUGACUCUGAUGUAAUCCACAAGCCAUGUUUCUCUGUCACACAGAAAUCCAGGUGCCUGUCUCUCCAGGGAAAGUUCUGCCUCUUCUUGAAGACAGGCGAAGCACCAUCCCGCUGCCCAGCCAUGUGGGCCCACUGCUGCCACAAAUAUCCUCUGCAAAAAGCAUAUAAAGCUCAGCUUCACUUAUAUCUUACCUGUUGCUGCCUUGGUCCUUUAUUAUUUCACUUACUUUACUAGACUGAAGAUUUUAUUGACUCCUCCAUUUAGCCUCUGUUAAGGCCCAUCAGCUUUAACCAAUUCUGUGAUUACCUUUAGAGCAAAGACUCACUGGGUGGUCGCCAGCAAUAACCUCCAGAGUAGGAGUGUUAUCAGUUUACAGUUGUGCUCUGCAGUGUGUGGUGUUUCUUAACUGGUAUCAUGUUUCAUCUCCUUUUCACCUCUUUGAGUUCUCUCCACUGCACCUUUCAGAGGAGAAUGUCCAUUUCGAAAAGCCCUAUGUGCCUUCCCUGCGUUCAGCGGGCUCGAUCUUGCCAUGGCAUAAUAUCCACACCUCAGUUUUCCAUCCUGCUGGCAAAAGAAGGAAGAAAUAGAUGGAGGUGGACUCCAUUCAUUAGAUACCAAGAGAUGCCUCUAUCUUUUUGCCUGGAGGAUGGUCCUCAGGUCUUUAACAGGGAGUCAGUCCUGCUAUCUACAAAGCUGAAAACUACCAUGCAAUCCUUAAUUUUUGUUAAUUAUACAAACUUUUACACUCCCAGUACAUUUGCUAAGUCAAUCAAAAUGAUGAGUGGGAGUAGCACAUAGUUUUUCUACUGAUACCCUAUUUGUACGUUUAGAUAGACCAUUUGCAUGCACAGCGCGAUAUAGUAUGACUCAACCUGCUGUUUGUUUUAAAUCUUCAACGAGUUUUGCCUUAUGGACUGCAGUAUUUCACUCACAACCAGUAAAAGCAGUAGGAUUACCAGUCUGUAUUUGAGCUCCGACCUGACAGAUUCCAGAGAAACCCUGCAGUUGCUUUCUCUUUAACUUCAGUAUUUCCUUUAAUGUCAGUUGGGACAGCUUUAUUCCCAAAAAUAUUAUGAAGGAAGUGGGUAGUUCCCAGCUCAGUAAAGGCUUUGAAGAUGCCUUUGAGACAGUAUGUUACCACAAAGUAUUGAAUUCUGAAUAAAAUUCUUCAUAUUCACAUUUGAUCUUUACAUUGCAUAUGUUCAAACACCAUAAUCAAAGCUGAUCAUUUAUUUUUAAGUGUGUUUGAAUGGUAGUGAGGUCUCUGCAGUCUGUCUGUCAAACCAUUUAAAACCUAGAAUUACUACCACACUUUUGGUAACACAGUGAUUUUCUUUUGCUUACUGUUUAGAUAAUCACAUAGAUUCCCGCCCCCAACCUGCUAUAAAUGCAAGCAUACUUGUUUUCUUCUCAUAUUUUUCUCUGGGUGUCCUACCUGAGGUCUAAAGCAGGACCUUGGCUGGCUGCCAGGUGACCACCAAGCUGCUCUCUCACUCUCCCUUCUCAAAAGGACAGGAGGAGAAAAAAAAGAUGAAAAAGCUCAUGGGGUGAGAUACAGACAGGGAGAUUGUUCACCAGUUACUGUCAUGGGUAGAACAGGCUUGACUUAGGGAAAUUAAUUUAUUGCCAAUUAAAAAUAGAGUAGGAUAGUGAGAAACAAAGACAAAACUAAAAACACCUUCCUCCCCCCACCUCUUCCCAGGGUCAACUUCACUCCUUCAUUCCCAACCUUUCCACCUCCUUCCUCCGAGCAGUGCCAAGGGACAGGGAUUGGGGGUUGCGGUCAGUUCAUAAUACUUCAUCUCUGCUGCUCCUUCCUCCUCCUGUUCUUCUGCUGCUCCAGCAUGGGUCCCCCACAGGGUCACAGAUCCUGCCAGAAAACCUGCUCCUGCAUGAGCUCUCCACAGGCUGCAGCUUCCCUAAGGUCACAUCCACCUGCUCCGGUGUGGGGUCCACCACAGGCUGCAGGUGGAUAUCUGCUCCACUGUGGACCUCCAUGGGCUGCAGGGGAACAACCUGCUUCCCCAUGGUCUUCUCCAUGGGCUGCAGGGGAAUCUCUGCUCUGGUGCCUGGAGCACCUCCUCCCCCUCCUUCUUCGCUGACCUUGGUGUCUGCAGGGCUCUUUCUCUCACAUUUUUGUCAUUCCUCUCUCACAGCUGCUAUGCAGUAUUUUUCACCCUUUCCUAAAUAUGUUAUCACAGAGGCACCACCAACAUCGCUGAUGGGGCUCAGCUUUGUCCAGUGGUGGGUCCAUUCUGGAGUCAGCUGGCACUGGCGCUGUCCAGCAUGGAGGCAACCCCUGGUCUCUUCUCACAGAGGCUACGCCUGCAACCCCCCCUCUACCAAAACCUUGCCAUGUAGACCCAAAAAAAAGCAGUGAGUUUCUGUUCAAAAUAUUUUAUAGGAGCUGAGGAUCCUCAAUGACAUAUUAAAUGCCACUAAAUCCCAUAAGGUCUGAUAUAAACUCUUCAGAAGAGGCAUCCUUCUUUCUAAAAUGUUUGGAAAGCUUGUAUUGGGCUCUACCACAGCUAUAUGUUUUAAGUCAUUGUAAUAACAAUUAGAUAAAUAAGUAUGCAUAAUCUUGAGGCUUAUAUUUUGAAAUCUUGAUUUUUCCUGGAGAAAGCAGCCAACUCCAUGACCCAACAGGAUGUGAUAUUAGAUAAUACGGAUAAUAAAGUCACUGUGCAAUGAUGAAUAUGCCCCACCUUGACAUGAUUAGAAUUUAAAUAAUGUCAGAAGUUAUUGAUUAACCCGGGGUUGGGUAGGAUUUAGCUACCCUAGUAAAAGUUGACUAUUCUAUCUGAAUGCUUGUUUCACUGAAGAACAGAGGAGUUGCAUCUUCCACGUUCAGGCUAAGCAAAUAUGGGCAGUUCACAUAGCAAGUCUUACAGUCUCACAGAGGAUGUACGGAAACCAACCGUAGGGACUACCAGUUUGUCAGCAGAUGAGCCAUCAACCAAUAAACACCAUCAUCAUGGGUUUGAUGCAGACCGAGAUGCCAAGAAAAUACAUAGCGCCUGUAAAGGAGCAGGAACAGAUGAAAAGAAAAUUAUUGAAAUCUUGUCGAGUCGAACAUCAGAGCAGAGACAACAAAUAAAACAGAAGUACAAGGCUCUGUAUAGCAAGGAUUUGGAAAAUGACCUGAAGGGAGACCUGAGUGGGAAUUUUGAAAAGGCUGUGCUGGCUCUGCUGGACCUGCCCUGCGAGUAUGAGGCCCGAGAGCUUCAGGCAGCAAUGAAGGGCGCUGGGACUGAUGAGUCACUGCUGAUUGAGAUUCUCUGCACACGAAACAAUAAGGAAAUUGUAAAUAUAAAGGAGGCAUACAAACGGCUCUUUGAUAGGGAUCUAGAGUCUGAUGUUAAAAGUGACACAAGUGGCUCCCUACAGAAUAUAUUAGUCACUGUGCUAGAGGCAAGCCGAGAUGAGGACCAGCAGGUCAAUGCAGAGCUCGCUGAGCAAGAUGCCACAGAUCUGUAUAAAGCAGGAGAAGGCCGCUGGGGAACAGAGGAGCUGGCUUUCAAUGUGGUCUUAGCAAAGAGAAGCUAUAGUCAGCUGAGAGCUACUUUUGAAGCCUAUGAAAAGGUGUGUGGAAAGGACAUAGAAGAAUCCAUUAAAAGUGAAACAUCUGGAGAUCUGGAGAAGGCUUAUCUCACUCUUGUCAGCUGUGCCAAAGACUGCCCAGGUUACUUCGCUACACUGCUACACAAGUCGAUGAAAGGAAGUGGGACUGAUGAAAAGACCUUGAUUCGCAUCCUUGUGACCAGGGCGGAGAGUGACCUGCCAGCAAUAAAGGAGAAGUUCCAGCAAAUGUACAAGAAGUCGUUAGCUGAAGCUGUCCGAUCUGAUACCUCUGGGGACUUCAGAAAGUUGCUGCUGGCUCUUUUGCACUAAAAAGCCAUCAAGAAUGAAGAGGCAUGCUGAGCAGCCACUUCUUGAUUAGUUUCCAAAAUAGCAUCCAAAAAAUGUGGCAUUAGCACAAAGAAAAAAAUCCAAUUUAUUUUCUUUCCAGCUGGGAAAUAUGUUGCCAAGUAGUGCUCGACGUGAGGUUUAUGUUAUGGCUAUCUCGCCAAAUGUCCUUAAGCAAUAAAGACAUGUUAAAAAAAACUAAA
Messenger RNA from Phalacrocorax carbo (great cormorant), 5377 nucleotides. NCBI's taxonomy places the organism in Eukaryota, Metazoa, Chordata, Aves, Suliformes, Phalacrocoracidae. The record is from RefSeq and is a predicted model, not a curated record.